This is a messenger RNA of Helianthus annuus (common sunflower), 1089 nucleotides long. Its product is annotated as serine/arginine-rich splicing factor SR45a. The transcript is spliced from 7 exons. Gene Ontology annotation, molecular function: RNA binding. Gene Ontology annotation, cellular component: spliceosomal complex. The coding region runs from base 122 to 871 and encodes 249 amino acids. The record is from RefSeq and is a predicted model, not a curated record. NCBI's taxonomy places the organism in Eukaryota, Viridiplantae, Streptophyta, Magnoliopsida, Asterales, Asteraceae. Gene Ontology annotation, biological process: positive regulation of mRNA splicing, via spliceosome.
ACUAUUAUAAAUUGAGCAAACGCUUACCCCCUUUCAGUCCAACUUUCCUCCAAAAGGACCAAAACCCCUCGACGAACAUAAAAAAUCAAAUUUCGCGAUCUAGGGUUUUCUCUGCAAACAAAUGGCUGAUUCACCUCGACGAAGGUACUCACAAUCUCCACCCUAUGAAGCACCACCAUCAAGGUCUCGGUCCAGGUCACGCUCUAGAUCAAGAUCAUGGUCAAGGCCUAGAGGUAGACCUGCAUCUAGGUCAAGAUCCAGAAGCCGUGGACGGGAAGAGGAGAUUGAAAAUCCUGGAAAUACCCUUUAUGUAACUGGCCUAUCUACACGCGUCACUCAAGAGCAGCUUCAAGAUCAUUUUUCAAAAGAGGGAAAGGUCGCCAACUGCUUUCUGGUUGUGGAGCCUCGUUCACGCAUCUCUCGUGGGUUUGCUUUUAUAACAAUGGAAACUGUUGAAGAUGCCAACCGCUGCAUAAAGCAUCUUAAUCAGUCGGUUCUGGAGCAUCGUCAAAUAACUGUUGAGAGGUCACGAAGGAAACGCCCUAGGACACCUACACCUGGUCAUUACCUAGGACUGAAAAACGCUAGGGACACCGGGUAUCGUGGUGACAGAGGCGGCAGGUAUCGUGGACGUGAUGACUAUGGAUACCGUAGGUCUCCGCCAAGGAGGUCCCCGCCACCAUAUAGAGGUGGUGGUGGUGGUCGUGAUUACUCUCCUCCUCCAAGGAGGUCUCCUCCACCGUAUAGAGGUGGUGGCGGGCGUGAUUACUCACCACCUAGGCGCUCGCCUUAUUAUGGUGGCAGAUCAAGGAGGGAGCGAACAAGGUCUCCUCCAUACAGGAGUCCUGAAAGGCACUAUGGUCGUCGCUAGCUAUAUUAUGAGCCGUUGCGGAAUGGUGAUUCCAAAUGUUGUCGUAGUGCAUUUGGAAGAUGCUUUUUGUGUUUGUUUGUCUAGAGGGGUGAAUUUGACGGAUGUUGAACUGUUUGUUGUUGUGGACAUCUAGUUUAUGGUUUGUUAAGGAUAUUGCAGGUGAUUUUAGCUGAUACUUGUUUGAAUUGUCAUGGUUUUUAUGCAACUUUUAACAUGGC